CAUUUGUUUUCUAUUUUGAUAAAUUCUCUCUGUUGAAAAUUUGGGACCACUCUGCUUUAGUAGUACCCUUAUACUCUGUGUGUUUUCAAACGCAUGGAUAUAGGUGUCAAAUUUGUUCCAAUAACUUUCGAGUGAUAGAUAGAUAGAGAGAGAGAGAGAGAGACAGACAGACAUAUAGCUCGCUCUGGCCAGUCAUGGUAUUAGCUGUCAGUAGCCAAAGAAUCGACAGGCUAGCAACAGGCAUGCAGGCAGACAGACAGAUACUUCACUAGCAGUGAGCACUUUCACUUCUGACAGCUAAUAGCAUGACAGUGCCGAAAAUGCUUGCCCAAGAUGCUAUGCAGUGGGAUUGAACUGGAAACCAUGUGGUUGGGAAGCAAACUUCUUACCAGAUAGCCAUGCCUGUCCAGAAAUAUGUUGUUCUUGUUGAUUAGUCAUAACCAACAUGUCUUUCUCCUAAUCAUUGUAUAUUUAGGAGUACAUUAUUCAAUCUAUCCUAUUUUUUCUGCUGGCAGUUUGAAGCAAGAGAGUUUUGGCUGCUAUUUCUAGCAUCUGGAGUAACUACCUAGAUGUCUCCUCAGAGGCUCCGGCAGAAAUAUGAUUAUCUGUAAACUGUUGAGAAUUUCAAAAACACAAUUCGUUCCUUGAGACUUUGAUUUUAUGAUGUUACCUUGGCAAUUAAUUACCUUGAAGUUGCAAACCUCACUGUGACAAAGAAAGAUAACAAACUACAAAGGUUAGACUAAUGAGUUCAUUAAAAAGAGGACAUUGUUUACAUUGCUGAUAGCCAAUACAGUUUGAACGAAAUGACUGGGAAAGAACAACUACAGAAGGAGUACAUGUUGAUGCAAAGGAAAUUGAAAGAUGCUGAUAGCAAAAAGCUGAAACUCUGCGAUAUUAUAAAAAACUUAGAUACUUCUUAUCAACGAUCGAAGGGAAGCGUUAUGAGAUACAACCAGUUGAAAAACAUUAUAAAAGCAACCAUUGAUGAUAAAAACAUACUUUUCCUUCAAGAAUGUGUCAAAAGGGAAUCGCAUGAAGGUUCACAAAGAUCUUCGAGUAUCACUGGUGGUCUGUUGCAGCGCUGUGCAGAGUUUGCUGGAAAGUCCUCGGAAAUAGCAGACAAAAACGUACAGAUUAAUGCAAUUACUUUUAUUCCAACAGAGGUGAAAAAAUUAGACAAGACAAUGCUGAAGAAUGGCAUAGAAGACACAAGGAACAUUUUGUCAAACUACCAGAAGGCUUUCAGGAACAUGAAGCAUAUAAUUGAAAGGUUGAAAAAGGAUUAUGAAGCUUCCAAGCAGUAUCCACCAAAUACAAGAUAUAAUGAACUAAAACGAAUGAUCAAAGACACAGUAGCAGCAUCUGAAAAGCAAUGGGUGUGAUUCCUCUGAGAGGCUGUUCAAUGGGACAUCUUUUGUUUAUGUGAAUGUGUGAUCAAGCUGGCAGAGAUGGUGGUAAAUUACAAUCAUGGACUAACCUAUGAUAAUUUGAUCUAUCAUUCCAUGUAUAUAUAUAUAUAUAUAUAUAUAUAUAUAUAUAUCAAAUAUAAUAUAUUAAUAUAUAAAGUAUAAUAUAUAUCAAUACAUAAAGUAUAUACAGUAAAUCCUCGAGUAUAAUCCACACUUUUUCCCCAAAAUUUAAAGGUUAUAUGAUGUUAAAAGUGAAAAAUAUUUUCUAAGUGAUAAAUAUGUAAAGGCAAUUUACUUAAUAUUUAUUUUUCACUGACGUUAUUACUGUUAUUUCUUUAUUUUCUACAAACAACAAAGUGUAUAAAAAAGCUACACGUUUGCAUUGUUAUAUAUACAAUAAUAAUAAAGGAUGUUACCGUAUGCGUAUUAUACACAAGGUUUAGGUUUUUCAGAGGUACAGCCCCCUAAAAAUCCCCUGUGUAUUAUACUCAAAGGCGGACUAUACUCGAGGAUUUACGGUAUAUAUAAUUUAAAUAAUAAGGGUGAAAAAUUGAAUAUUAAUUUGAUUAAUAUCAAUUUAAAAUCAGUGGCCUAGCAAAUUGAAAUAAAUCUGAAGAUUCAGAAAAAUUAUAUUACAUACAUAUGAGAGAUAACCACUAAGUGGACAUCCUUUUUGCUAGAAGUAAACCACUUACGAACAAUCUUUUCUUAGUGGUCAACUUCUAGCAAAAGAGAUGUCCACUUAGUGGUCAUCCCUCUUAUAUGUAUAUAAUAUAAUAUAUACAAACAAUACAGGGUAUUUGUAAAGUAACACAACACACGAGUUCUCUCCCAUCGGGUCUGUGCAUUUAGGCUUUCGAUCGAUGGGAGAGAACUCUAGUGUGUUGCGUUAGUUGAAAAGCACCGUAUAUAAAAAGGACCUACUUAAGAGAUGAUAUAUAAGCAUAUAUCGUAUGAAUAUAUAUGAUAUAUAAACAAAAAAUAUAUAUAAGUUCUGUUUCAAAUUGGAACUAUUUUUUUCGUUUUUUUUGUAUCUUUUGAUAAUUAUAAAUGUCAGCUGAGAUCUGAAAAACGUUUUUCUAAAAAUU
Molecule: messenger RNA, 2500 nt
Organism: Octopus bimaculoides (California two-spot octopus)
Lineage: Eukaryota; Metazoa; Mollusca; Cephalopoda; Octopoda; Octopodidae
Source: RefSeq, a predicted model, not a curated record